Messenger RNA from Micromonas pusilla CCMP1545, 912 nucleotides. RefSeq lists its product as uncharacterized. The record is from RefSeq and is a predicted model, not a curated record. Bases 1 to 912 code for a protein of 303 amino acids. The transcript has a single exon. NCBI's taxonomy places the organism in Eukaryota, Viridiplantae, Chlorophyta, Mamiellophyceae, Mamiellales, Mamiellaceae.
AUGUUCACGUCUUCGCGCCUCCGCCCGCGGCGGAUCGCCGCGGCGCUUCUCCUCGCGGCGUGCCUGUGCUCCGCCCACGUCGCGACGGCGCGCGCGGCCGAGGACGCCGCCGCGGACGACGACGACGCGACGUUCGACCCGCCCGCGGGGCUCGGCGCGGGGAACGCCCGCCACCCCGGAUCCGCGCGCGACGUCGACGUCGACGUCGACGCGAUGAACGCCCGCGCGCGGUCCCUCCCCGGCGGCGGCCUCCACAGCGACGUCAGCAUCGCGUGCAGCGCGUGCGCGGCGUCCAUGCACGCCAUCAAGAGGCUCAAGUUCCGCCCGCGACGGACGGGAUCGAUGAUGAGCGCGCACGUGGACGAGGUCGAUCCCGCGACGGGGGAGACGCGAAACGUGCCGUAUCACGCGUCGACCGCCCACUUCAACGCGACGCUCGAAGACGCGUGCGACGAAGAGUCCCUCCGCGUCUACGAUCGCAAGUCGACGUGGCUCGGGGACGUCGCGUUCGUCAGGGACGACGUCCCCUGGGGCGACGACGCGCUCCGCGGUAAACGCGUCGACGCCGAUCUCGCGCUCGUCUGCGCGCGGCUGACGACGCACUAUCGCGACGAGAUCGCGGCGCACGCGACGCGGCGCGACCCGUCCGUCGCGUGCGUCGAGGUGGGUCGGUGCGGGGAGAGGAGGGAUGUGUGGACGGAGGUUUUGGAGGCGGCGGUCAAGUUGUCGACGCGGCCGACGGCGUUGAUUCGAAUGGCGCCCGUGUGGCUGUCGUCCUUCGCGCUUCCGCUGUUGUUCAGGUCGAUGUUCUUCCCGCCGAGGGAGUACGCGAACAUCGCGGACGCGGUGCGCGAGGCGGCGAGCGGCGGGGGGUUGGGGGAGAAGCGUGGGGGUGGGAAGAAGCGGCGAUAG